AGAUUCGCUGUAUCACAGGCAAUCUUUGCUCUCACCUGCAUGUGACGUCACCGUGUACAUUACAGUACAGAGAUCGCGUGCCACGUUCAGUUCCUCCUGCGCGCGCUGCUGAUGCGAGAAGAACUUCGCGCUCUCAUUCAUUACAGACUGAGCUGAGACUGAAAUGCUCACAGAUAUGAUAGAAGAAGAAUUUGACAUUAGGGAGGAAGAACCAUGGUACGAUCAUCAGGAUCUUCAACAUGAUCUUCAUUUGGCGGCUGAACUGGGUAAAAACUUACUGGAGCAAAACAGAGAGUUAGAACAAAGACUUCAACAGAUGUAUACCACCAACCAGGAGCAGCUUCAGGAAAUAGAGCAUCUGUCUAAACAGGUGGAUUUGUUGAGGUCAGUCAAUGAUCAGCAUGCUAAAGUUUACGAACAGCUGGAUGUGACGGCACAAAACCUGGAGCAGAAAAACCAAAGACUGCUUCAAGAUAACCGAGCUGCACAGCUAAAGAUUAAGGAGCUCACAGAGACUGUGGAUGGGCUACAGAUGCAGGUGGAUGAGCUCCAUCGAGACAUGAAGAAGUUGGUUUCUUCUGAACAGAACCGUUCCAGUACACAAUCACAAACCCUACAGCCUGAUCAUCUCCAGUGUCCAAUGUGCUACAAGUGUCAAUUGCACAACUUUAAAACAGAGGUACAGGAUGAGGCGUGCGUUGACCUCAUGCGCUCCCUGAAUUCCCUGCAGGCCCAGCUAAACACAGAGCGUUCUCUGAGAGAAGCUGCGGAGCGGGAAGCCGAUGCUCUCGCUCGCAACCUCAGCGAAUUGGAGCCAAAACUAGCACUGCUGGGAAACUACAGGGAUCGCAUGGCUGAGAUGGAGGUCGAAGUCAAGGAGCUACGACAAAUGCGUUCAAACAGCAUCGCUCAAGCCACAUUCACUCAAAGCCUGCUGUCAGACACUGUAUUCCUUGCGUCUGAUGAUGAAAUGGGCGUGGUCAGACAAAGGGGGCGUUGCCGGAAUCGCUCUAGCAGUGAGAGGCAGUUGCACAGUUCUGGCUAUGAGGAAGGAAGCGCUACAGAUGUGCCAAUGAGCUAUAGUGUUAAUGAGAAUGGACGGGGUUGUUUUAAACAGGCAGAGGACGCCAAGCAUCACGGUAUUUCUUUGCUAAACGAGGUGGACGCGCAGUACACGGCCCUGCAGGAGAAAUAUGACACAUUGCUGCGGCGAUGCGAGGGUUGGGUGGGACAACAGAACCACAAAGCCGUCCAAACGCCCGUAACCAGUUCUGCCCAAACACAAACACACUCCCAGGGUGUAAGCACACAGGAAGAUGCCCCGCUGCCUGAGUAUAAAGUCCUGUUUCAAGAGAUUUUUACUUUUAUUCAGAAGAGCACAAAGGACCUGAAGGAAAACAGGAUCAAGUCCAGUCAAGCUAAAUGAAGCUAUUUUCCAAACCCUAAAGACGUGUGCUCAUUAAACUUAGCAUCUCUGCCAAAGGGCAUUAGUCUGACAGAUAUAAUCAGUAAUCUGAUUGUCAGAGCUAAAGACCUUACAGGUGUGAUAAAACCAGCCCUCACCUGAUAUAACCCCUGCACUUAUUUUAACAAGAAUUUGGACACGCCAGAAGACACUUAAUAAUGUAUGAAUACCAUAACUUACUUAUCCCAUCGAUCUAAAAGUUUUUAUACUAACUUUUGUAGUUACUUUGAAUCAAUUGUUUCCAAUGUAACUUUAGUGGGUAUGAAGUACUGCACUCUUAGAAAUAAAGGUUCCUGAUCUUUGCUGUGAGACUUGGUUCAUAAAGAACCUUUAACAUCCACAUAACCUUUAUGUUAUACAAAAGGUUUUAUUUUAUUCAUAGAUUAUGAUUCUUAACUUAAAAGGUUCUUUGGAGAACUAAAAAUGGUUCUUCUAUGACAACACUGGGAAGAACCCUGUACAGGCACCCUACUUUUUAAUAGUGUAGGUGUUGAAAACAUGAACUAUAAAUAUCUUCUUUAAUAAUCUUUAUCACUGUAAAAAUGCAGCAUGAAGUACCUUGGUUUU
Messenger RNA from Misgurnus anguillicaudatus (oriental weatherfish), 2032 nucleotides. The record is from RefSeq and is a predicted model, not a curated record. Lineage: Eukaryota; Metazoa; Chordata; Actinopteri; Cypriniformes; Cobitidae.